AUGAUCUCAACAGCACCGACAGAUGUAAUUCAAGAAUUACAUGUAUUCUGCGACGCUUCAACAAAAGCGUACGGAGCAGUAGCAUACGCCAAGUCAAGAAAUCCUGGAUUCAUCCGACUUGUUUGCUGUAAAACUAGGGCAGCACCACUCCCGAAAAACGAAGUUUCACUACCAAGGCUAGAACUGCUUAGCGCCGAACUCGGCAGUGUCUUAGCUGAACGAAUCGUAAACGCAAUUGACAAAGUGAAGUGGGAAGUGACACUAUGGACUGAGUCUAUGGCAGCGUUAGGUUGGAUCAAAGGAGAUCCAGGGCGAUGGAAACUAUUCGUACGGAAUAGAGUAGAGACAAUUCAGAAGAGAUUCAAACCAGAACACUGGAAACACUGUCCUGGAAAAGACAACCCAGCGGAUUUCGCAUCUCGAAGUUGCUCCGUCAAGAAGUUGACAGAGGCUUUUUCCUGGUGGGGAGGUCCCUCCUGGCUGAAACAAGAAUCGUCCGAAUGGCCUCAGCAAGACAACCCAACUUCGGAUGACCUACAAUUAAUGGAAGUCGAAACGAAAUCCAAACAGAGAAUGCAAAUUCUAGCAGUUUUCAACAUGCCAGAUUGGUUGGAUUCACUGGUUUUGAGAGUAAGCAGUUAUCUGCGAUUACUGAGAACAAUAGCCUGGAUGUACAGACUCAUGAAGAAGUUACCGCCCGGUAAGGCAAUAGAAACAGUCGGAGUAGCAGAAAUUCAUUGCCUCUCUGUCUGCGAAAUCAGCACCGCCGAGAACUUCAUUCUAAGGACUAUUCAACAGAAAGCGUUCCCAGAAAUUUAUGGAUCCCUUAAAGAAGGAAAAUCCAACAAGAAACUGCUACGCGAUCUCGACACAUUACGACCAAUUUGGGACGAAAAACAACAACUGAUACGAGUGACAGGUAGAGUAGGUCCAGCCUUAAGAGAUCAACUUAUUGAACCGCCGAUACUUCUCCCUGCAAAUGAGAGAAUAGUCGACUUGCUGAUCCACCAUCAUCAUGUCAAACGGAAACACACCGGUGUUCAAUCAACAUUAACCUAUCUCCGUAAUCGGUUCUGGAUUAUUCGUGCUCGACAACGCAUCAAGAGUGUCAUCAAGCAUUGUGGAAAAUGCCAACGAGCUCAAUCGCGCCCUUUCGACGAAGAAGCCGCUUCCAUGCCUUUGGAUCGUACCAAGAAGGCACAGCCAUUCGAAAUCAUUGGAAUUGAUUAUUUCGGGCCGAUGUACGUUUUGGAAGAGGUCCUUUUGAUUGAGAAAGACAAGGAAGGGAACGAUGUCGAGAAAACUCGGGUUGGUGAAAAAAAGGUGCACGCGUGUUUAUUCACUUGUGCCGUCACAAGAGCUGUACAUCUUGAGCUCGUGACAGACCUUACCACGAAAACGUUCAUGCUCGCUCUACGCAGAAUGAUGUCCAGAAGAGAAGAUUGUAAGACAAUCUAUAGCGAUAACGCAUCAACAUUCACAUGCGCCGCUAAACUUGUAACAGAAGACCCUACUUUAGCAAAUUGGCUAUCAAGUAAGGGAAUUGAGUGGAAAUUCUCUCCGAGCUUGGCACCCUGGUGGGGCGGGUUUUGGGAGAGAAUGGUGCGUUCGGUAAAGGAGCCGUUACGCAAGGUAUUAGGGAAAAUGAAGGUGAGCUACGAUCAACUUCACACCAUCCUGGUGGAAAUUGAAGCAAUCGUGAACUCACGACCUCUCACAUAUGUUUCCGGAGACGCACAAGCGUAUGAAGUGCUAUCUCCACAAAGACUUUUGACUGGAAGACAGCCUGGCGCCACGACGGAGACUUCCGAGCUGACCACAAUGAGCCGCAACGAGCUGAUCGACUUAGAUAAGCAACGUAGCGAACACGCUCUAACUUGGUGGAGGCUAUGGCAAGAAUCUUACUUGUCCGACUUAAAAAGAUUCCAUUGUCGCAAGGGAAAGGGUACUAGAAUCCCCCGCGUUGGCGAAAUCGUCCUGCUAAAGGAGCCAAAUAUCAAGCGUGUUUCGUGGCCUACGGCCAUUAUAACGGAAUUGAUUCCCGGCUAUGACGGCAAGAUACGAGCUGUAAAGUUACGUCUUCGUUCAGAAAAGGAAACAACACGAGGUCUCCAGACCAUUUAUCCAUUGGAAAUUCAACAUGACGUGGAUCCGCCCGUCAAUGUUUCCGUAGACGGAUCUAGAGAAGCCGAGGCUGGCCAAGAAGAAGGAGGUGCAUCCGCGCCUAAGAAGAAACCCCCCCGCAAGAAGAAAAAGGAAUCGCCGAGGAGGACUCGCGAUUCCGUCUAUAACAUGUUCGGCCAUUUUGCCGUUGUAAAUCAGCGGCUAAGUCAACUUGUUUUCCUUUAA
Messenger RNA from Daphnia magna, 2349 nucleotides. RefSeq lists its product as uncharacterized. Gene Ontology annotation, molecular function: nucleic acid binding. Lineage: Eukaryota; Metazoa; Arthropoda; Branchiopoda; Diplostraca; Daphniidae. Bases 1 to 2349 code for a protein of 782 amino acids. The transcript has 2 exons. Gene Ontology annotation, biological process: DNA integration. The record is from RefSeq and is a predicted model, not a curated record.